GGAGUUUCGAAAGGUUGCGGCGGGGCGAGGAGAGCGGUCGAUGUGGCGCCGGAGCGUUGAAGGAACACUGGUCUGUUGUCUCUCCUUCAGAGGAGACCGUUUGUGUUCCGCCUCAGAUCCGAGCCGCUUCGGACAUUGUUCCGUCCAGACAGUGGAUGAAAGCACCGUUCUGUGUCCUCGCUGUCACUUUAAGGGGGCCUUUCAGAAGGGUGGGGGCCUUUCAGAGGGUGGGGGCCUUUCAGACAAACUGCCCCGUCCCCGGUGUCUGCCUCAGACGGCCCCAGUGUCUGCCAGAGGAUCCGGGCUGCAGCUGGGAGGAGGCAGAUUAGCAUGCUGCUGGGCGAGGAGGAGGAUUGUGGGUAAAAGAGGCUGCAGCAGAUGUGAGUCGGCGUUCGGGUCUUUGGGUCAGAUCUAGUUCCCUCAUCUCUCCAGCCUCGCCGUAUCCCAGGGUCUCCUUUGUGUCGCCCGGCCUCUCGGCAUGCUGGACCUCAACCCUCCAGACGACAGCGGUGACGGGACGCCGGUCCGGGACCCGGUGUCUCUGAACGUGGGCGGACAGGUCUACACCACGACCCUGGACACGCUGACGCGGUACCGAGACUCCAUGCUGGGCGCCAUGUUCACCGGGCAGAUCCCCGCGCUCCGGGACCGCCGGGGGAACGUCUUCAUCGACCGGGACGGGAACGUCUUCCGGCACAUCCUCAACUUCCUGCGCUCCGGCGCCCUGGAUCUGCCGCGGGGCUUUAAAGAACUGGCCCUGCUGAGGAGGGAGGCGGACUUCUUCCAGAUCCGGCCUCUGGUGGAGGAGCUGGCCCACCUGGAGGCGGCGGGGCCCCUCAGCCUCAGGGGGGGGCCCCUAGCUGCCAUGAUUAUCGUCAACUGUGACUCCAAGGUGCGUCUUCUCCACUAUAACUUGCGCCACGGGCCGGAAAACUACGAGCUGCGCACGUGCUCGGUUCGAGCGUUCGCCGUCGACCUGUUUUGUACCUGGAGGGCCUUUCUGGCCCUGCUCUGCGAGCGCUUCUGCUACAGGACGUCCCAGGGCGCCGCCCGGCCUCACCCGUGCGACCCUGGAGGGAGCCGCCUGAGGCUGGAGUGGGCGCCGAGGCCCGACCAGCUCCCGCAGGACCAGUACGACAAGCAGCGCUACCGCGGGCUGGCCGUGCGCGACGCCGAGGCGGCGGCGGCGGACGACGUCCCGCCGGGCCCCCGCCCGGUCGGCGACAUGCAGAGCUUCCUGGAGGAGCUGCUGAAGGUGUCUCUGGCCGAAGGGUUCCGCGUGGACCUGGCCUCGCCGGACCCGGCCGACGUCCUCCACUGCGCUUCGCUCCGACUGGUGAAGGGCUGAAGGCAGCCGAGAGUCCAGGAGCAGGACCGACACCGGGAUCCGCCCCUGGUCCUGAUCACUCACCACUUUAACAUCCAGCGUUCUAUCAAUGCGAUUGUCUUUCUGUAAUGAGUCAGUCUCUUUAAAACUGGCAUGUCCUCUCAGACUAAAUAAUCCCAAUAAUCCCAACCCCAAGUGGUCAGAAGUUCACAUUCUCUACACUUUGAAGGAUGAAGCCUUUGCUUGCUGAACACACUCCACACCUGCAGCGACCUGCGACCUUCACGACCUUCACCUCCAACAUCAAGACAAACCGCUGACUGCUGUUAAAGCCUGAAGCUGCUGCGUGGCAUUAGAAUUCCUGUCAUGACAUCUCAUGGAGAUGUUUCGAUGCUUUUGCUCUUUCAACACUACUUUGUUGAUGUGUAACCAGAUGUUGAGUUGAGCCUGCAGAGAGAAAAUGAGUCCAUAUUGACUGGAACGUGUCGUCAGGACCGCCUGUCCUUUUCCAUUCAUCAUUCCUCUACUUUCACCAUUUCUGGAUGAGUUGAGAGCUGACGUGUCUGAGAGGACACCUUCAGUCUGAACCGUCUGAAGCGACGUUCUGACAGUGAGUCUGAAAGACUUCAGGUAUAUCACAUAACUGAACACGGAUGGCCUUGGUUAAGAGUUGUUGAAUGAAGUCAUCAGAGGCCUCCAUCUAAACUAGUGUUUGACAGUAAACGAUAAAACAUCCAGCCCACCUGCCCAGUCCUGUGGUUGCUGUGGUCUGAUUGGUGGACUGGAGUCAGGAUGAGUCCCCGGACUGGACGCCAUAGUGGAACAGAGCCUGGUAGCUCGUCUGCUGGAUCAGACCACGAGGGCCAGCCUUCAUCCCCGCCUCUGUGUGUGAGCCUUUUCUCUGGACUCCAUCACAGAUUCAUGUGCUUUCCUUCUCUGGAGCAGCUUUGAUGGAGCAGGCCUCUGCAGAUCAGCAUUCCACCAGAAGACCUACUGCUCUGGAGCUAAUCGGACUCUUCCAGCUGUCGGAGACGUUCCUUCCUGCCUCAGGUGUCAAACAUCCAGGUGCUGUGAUGAAGAGACAGUCAUCAUUCUCUUCACCUGUCCUGGCAUGGUGACCCUGGAUCAUAAUGUUAUGGCUGAUCAGGGUUUGUCGGCCAUCUUGGUUAUUAUAAUUACAAGUCUGAAGAGUUUAAAGACGCCAGCAGGGACGUGUUUUCGUUACAGUUGAUUGGUUGGUUGGUUAGCUGUUGGGUUUGUUAGUAGGUUGUUGGAUUGAGUUGGUG
Messenger RNA from Salarias fasciatus (jewelled blenny), 2613 nucleotides. RefSeq names its product BTB/POZ domain-containing protein KCTD21-like. The record is from RefSeq and is a predicted model, not a curated record. NCBI's taxonomy places the organism in Eukaryota, Metazoa, Chordata, Actinopteri, Blenniiformes, Blenniidae. Gene Ontology annotation, molecular function: protein binding. Bases 479 to 1348 code for a protein of 289 amino acids. The transcript is spliced from 2 exons. Gene Ontology annotation, biological process: protein homooligomerization.